Messenger RNA from Clonostachys rhizophaga, 1533 nucleotides. NCBI's taxonomy places the organism in Eukaryota, Fungi, Ascomycota, Sordariomycetes, Hypocreales, Bionectriaceae. The record is from the annotation of a GenBank genome assembly.
AUGCCCGGCGUUCCGAAAUCACAGGGGUGCCAGAGCUGCAAGCUGCGGAAAAUCAAGUGUGACGAGACGUGGCCUGCGUGCCUCCAUUGCCAAACUUCGAGGUUGGUAUGUCCAGGCCCAGCGCAGCUCUUCAAGUUUGUGGACCACAGCUUCCAAGUUCCGGGGAAGAAGAAACAUCCUCGAGCUUCAACCCCACGAGAACAUGGUGCUGGACGCGCGUGGCAUAACUUGCGCCUGCAACGGGCUCAUGGCUCCGGUAUCAGUGUAGGAGGAUGCAGUACUCCAGAAUGUCCAUCUGACCAAAGUCCGAGUCCGAAGGCUGUGUCAUCAACACCUAGUGAACUUUCCUGUAUGCGCCUAAUCUCUCAUCUAGACGGAGGUUUACAAAGGAUCACGCAUCUAGGCUUGACAUUCGUUUUGAAGCUGCCGACGAGGAUACAAGGGAGUGCUUGUCUACGAGACUCGGUCCAACUGUUCUGUUCAGGCUUGGCAGAUUUCCAGCACCCGGAGCCUAAACGAGAUCUCAUGUUGCUACCGGAGUACGGGAAAGCGUUGAGAAGCCUGCGUCUGGCUCUUACGAAUGAUGAAGCGCUCAAGGCGGAGACUCUAGCUGCAGUUGCGCUCAUGGAGCGUGCCUCAGACUUGUUCGAUCGGCAGGGCAAAAAGUUCAACAUCCAUUCCCGUGCUGCCAUUCAGAUGAUGAGACAACGAGGUCCGACAAACACCGAUGAUGAGUUGGAUGUUGCCGUGUGUAAUGAUCUAUAUGGGAUGGAGAUGUCUGGCUGGACCGUGAAGGGUAGCGGGAUUUCGGCGAAGACCACAGGGUGGAAAGAAGCUCUGGAAAGGGCUACAUCGACCCAUCGGAAGAUAAUCAAGGGAGAUAAUUUGGCCAUGUCCGAUUUAGAGACUCUCGCCGAAUGCUGCCGCAACCUCAACGCGCUGAUUUCCGAGUUUCAAAAUACCUCCCGCAAAUCCUUUGAAGCCGAGCCAGGUGCCGAUGCCGCUGCCCGGAACGAGCAAGUGAUCGAAAUGGAAGCCGCCAUAGCAAAGACCAUUCGGAUGUUGUUAGAAUAUGCCCUGGAAGAAGGCGCCAUGACAGUGGUCAAGGACCCCGAUAGCAUCGUGGGAAAGAGAUACGACUUUACCAACCCAAUGCUGUGUCAGCUAUAUCUGGUUGUACUGUUCCUACAGCUCGUCCCACUACACAUCUUGUACGAGACUGAUAGAAUUCUCCACGGUAAGCCAGAUAAUGAUUUAAAUACGAGGCUACGGGCAGUUGCCGUUGAGGCCUGGAUGUGUAUCCCAUACAUACGGUCAUCAGGGUGGAUGGCUGCGCGGUUCCCGGAGGCGCCUCUUUACGCAACUUAUGAAGUUGCCGAUUCUACGGAGAAGGAAUAUAUUCUUGACAUGCUGCAGUAUCUCGACAACAGCUCCGGAAGGAGGUUACCACCAUCACGGGCAGCGCAGAGAGCCUAUGUUCUGAAAAAAGCAAAAGUCCUAAUGGGGCGAGACUCUGAAUCUUUCUAUUUUUGA